Acipenser ruthenus (sterlet) is the source of this 2820-nucleotide messenger RNA. Its product is annotated as SH2 domain-containing protein 4A. The transcript has 11 exons. Lineage: Eukaryota; Metazoa; Chordata; Actinopteri; Acipenseriformes; Acipenseridae. The record is from RefSeq and is a predicted model, not a curated record. Gene Ontology annotation, cellular component: cytoplasm. The coding region runs from base 647 to 1927 and encodes 426 amino acids.
AUUCCUCUGGGGCAGUUAUUACAUACCUCCCCCCUCUUUGAAACCUGUAUGCAGUUUACAGGUUAUGCUCUGAGGAAAUGGAAAUGUUGUAAAAGGUGAAUCGUGAGAUGGGUGGAUUGUGUGCAAUCACACUUACUUACGGAUCAAACCCCCCACUCAGUGAGUGCAGGCUGUUUUUGAAAACAUGCAAUAUGUGUGAUGAUAACGAUAAUGAAUAACAACGCAUUGGUACAGUGUUACUUCCAUUUGAAGAGCAUUGAAGGGGGAAGCGAAAAAUAAUUAUUCGCAGCUGUGGAGAACUAAUGCCAGUUAAACUUUCCAGGACAAUAUAUCGACGUCAAGAAGAAAAUAAUUUUGAAUGACCUGAAGUACAACCCAACUUAAAGCGUUGUUUUGCAGCAUCAAUUGUCUUGCUAUAAACAUAUGAGUUUACAUCUGAAUGCUGUGGGUGGGGAAAUUCUGCCGCAUUUGUCAUGAUUGAAACAACCUUCAUGAGGAUAUAAUUACAAGCUACAAAUGAAGCUGUAGAGUUACAGCCUUCAGUUCCUGCCGUUAUUUCCCAGCGUGCUGAGUAAAGUGUCUACUGUGGGUCCUUGCUGUGUUUUUAGAAGACUUUGAAGCAAGCUUGAGCUGCGUGACUUUCGCCAUGUUGGAGCAGAUUUUGGCCGAUAUGUACAUUGAGCCUGAACUCUUGGCUGAGCUAAAUGAAGAACAAAAACAGAUCCUCUUCUUUAAAAUGAGGGAAGAGCAAGUUCGGAGAUGGAAGGAAAAAGAGGCGUUGCUGGAGAAAGAGCAGUCGCUGGAGAAGAAAUCAAAGAAAGCCAAUGAAAAGUCAGUGAAGUGGCUGCUGGGUUCAGACAGUGAUGUGUGGGUCUGGGUAAUGGGAGAACACCUUCAAGACAAAACUUACGACCAGAUCUGUGAUGACAUCAUGGCAGAGAGAGCACGCCAGCAAGCACAGCGAGAGGCAGAGGAGAUCAGGAAAAGGAAUGAGGAGGAGCUGGUUAAAAGAUUUUCCAAUGCACUGUCCCUGGAGCCCCAGAUUGACAGCUCUCUAGACAGCUGGAAGAAGAAGGCUAUUGAGGAAGAGCAAGCCAGACUAACUGAGGCUGCUGAACAGAAGAGAACCGAGUUGGAAUUAAAGAUGAAGGAGGAAGAAGAGAGACGGCGACAUGAGGAAGAACUGAAACGAUUAGAGGAAGAGAGAACCCAGCAGAUUUAUAUGGACCUCAAGGAAGUCCAACAAACCGUGCAGAAGAGAGAAGACAAGGAGUGGCAGGAGUCACUGAGGAAGUCUAAGGCAGCAGAUGUGCGAAGGAGGUCUAUUGCGAAACAAGCAAGAGAUGACCACAAGCGUCACUCGCUGAAGGCUGUUGAACAUGGUAGAGUGGCGGCCAUGUCAAAGGCAUUUGGUGGUGGAAAGCCUCUUCCACCAAAACCGAAGCCAAGAAAUAACAUCCAACGUGGUCACGUGACUGGAAGUAAGUCAGGACUCCAGAGGACACUCUCUACCUCGACCCGAGAGGUCAUCAUCAGGUGGUUUAAAGAAGAGCAGAUCCCGCUUCGAGCUGGCUACGAAAAGCACACUGAGCGUCUUGCACCUUGGUUUCAUGGCAUCAUAUCGAGAGAGGAGGCAGAGGAUCUGCUCAGCUCAAAGGGGCAAGGAUCCUUUCUGAUCCGAGUCAGUGAGAAGAUUAUGGGCUACGUGCUUUCCUACCGAUGCCAAGACAGUUUCAAACAUUUUCUCAUCGAUGCCUCUGAGGAUUCCUACUGUUUUCUUGGCGUCGAGCAGCUGGUGCAUUCAACGCUAUCUGAUCUUGUUGAGUAUCACAAGGUGGAGCCAAUUACUAUGAUGGGAAGAGAACAGCUUCUUGAACCCUGUGGACAGACGGGCAAUUGCCUGGAUUACUUUGAUCUUUUUCAAUGACAGAGAUUGCUAAAACAUGCCAUGAGGGAUUAAGGUCAAAUCACUGGCUGCUGUGGUUUUAGAAUGUUGUACUUGUGGUCAUACACUUCUCUACUAAAGUAACACACCUGAACUUAUAAAGUAAUCUUUUACCUGGAUGCAAAGGCUAGAGGUAAACAAUUGUAUUCACUGUCUUCAAAAGAUGGGUUAGUGGCUUUUUAUGGAGUCAGUGAUGGAAAUAAGCCUCCUAUUGCAUAGUUGUUUCACCCAUUCCAGGUUUUACUAUGAGCUUGGUUAGCCACAGUGUAUAGGUAACAAGCUCAGGUGUGUCUUACUAACAUAAUAAAACCAAAAAUGGAUUAAACUACUACUAUCCAUCCCUGUUAUUGUAUGAUUUGCUACUAUUUUGUUUUUAAACAGCAAACUAAAAAAAGUUGUACUGUGCACACCAAUAUUAUUGUUGUCCAUACAUUUUUUUUUAAAAUAUACAUAUACAGUAACAAAAAAUAAUAAUAAUUAACCUGUUAAGGCCUUAGUAGUAGAAUGAUGAUUUAUUCUGUAGUUCUGAAGUAUCGCAGCCAAGUAAGCUAUCUGUAUACACAGGUUUCAUUUUACUUUAAUCGCUUCAAUGUCUUACAGACAGUGCGUGUUAGUGUUAUUUUUAUGUCAAUGCUGUUUUCUACUAAAGAAAGUUUAGUGGUGAAUACCUAUUUCAAUAUCAGUUUUGUGAUUAUGGCCAGGGUGAAUCAAACACAGUUUUAUAAAAAAUAGGCAAUUUAUUGUGUACAUAAUGUAUGGUAAGAAAAAAGCAUGUGUCUGAACAAACUUGACUGGACUAAAGAAAAAGUGAAAUAGAUGUGUGAUUAAAUGAGUAAAUGUUUUUAAUAUAUCAUUUAAUAAAGAUGUGAAUACAA